ACGGCAAUAUCGAUGUUUCUGUCGAUCCGUUACAACACCGUAAUCCAGCGCAGUGGUAAAAGUGGGGACUCACUCUCACUGUUCGCCAAGCAGAGGACCUCGGCUCUCUCGUCGUUUUUAAAACGCUCGAGACCGCGAGUUCGCGUCCCCAGCUCGCGUAACCCAGCUGAACAGAAAUCGAUAGGUGAAAGAAAGGACGUUUCGACUUUCUCAGGGCUCCAUCGCGUCCAAGAUGACGAGCCAGAUCGAGACUUUGGAGAAUUCCUUCAGGAACCUCACCUGCGACCACCAUUAUAUCCCCUCUGCGAUCGAGAGCAUAGAAAGAUUAGGCGCUUUUAGCGUGGGUUUAUUGAGUUCAGGAGCGAUCAUCUCGACUCUGACUUUAUACUUCGCCAUGGACGCUUGCCACAAUAUCUUGUACCAAAAAGAAUCAAAGUUUUACAAGAUCAACGUCAUAAUGAUCUUCGCGGUCUAUCCAGUCGCCAGUGUUUGCAGCCUCACAGCCAUAGGGAUACCAAGGGCCCAGUUGCUGUCCGAGGCGAUCAUCCAAAUCUACCUAACGAUAUCCCUCUAUCGACUUUAUCUGCUGCUCAUCCACAUCGGCUUCAAAAGGGUCACGAAAUCGCCGCCAUUAAUGCUGAAAGUCAGCCCCUGUUGCUGCUGGCCCUGUCUGUCCUUUCCAAAUCUUAAAAUGACCGACGCCAGUUUGUCCUCGCUCAGGCUGGCAGUCCUGCAACUUCCCAUUAUCCAGAGCUUGGUAUGCUGCACGUUUCUGUUUAUAUCCAUCUGGGAUCCCAGCGUCCUGAGGCAGUGGGGUUUGUACCUUCAAGUCGCUUCAGUGGUUAGUAUACUUCUCGGAAUAUACGGACUGACCAUUACGGUGAAGAGUCUGCAGGAAGUCGCUCCAGAGGACAAACUCCAUCUCAAGACCACGGUAACUCAGAUGGUGUUGCUAUUCUCGAAGCUGCAGGCGUUCCUUGUGAAGAGUCUGCCGCAGACGGGCCUGUUUCCGUGCAAUCCACCAAUUACGCCGCAAGUCUACGCGAACAUUACCUACGAUGCCCUGAUGAUAAUCGAGAUGCUGCUGCUCUGCUACGCGGCGAGGUACGUUUAUUACGUGGACCUGAAAAGGGAGGAGAACACGUCGGUCGAGGCGACAGAUCGCCCCAAAGACAAGACCACGGAACAACAAGCGAACUCGACGAAUAACAACGAGGAGACCAGCAGGCAACCGUCGUCCCUGACCGCGCUGGAUUUCGCCUCAAAGUUCGGCGUCGUUCCGAAUAUCCAAUUAACCGCUGUCACCGAGAAUUAACCCGGUCAUACGCGUUGGACCAUGAGAGACUAUGUCGUGCGUGCGUCGAGAGAUCCUCCAAUUUCGAUCCGAGUGGAACCUGUCGCAAGGGAAUCUCGAGUACCGAAAACAAUUAGUUGACAAACUGUUUUGCUCUCGCAAGCGGCUGACCAUUUGGUAAUAUCGAUGGCUUUAAUCGGUGUAAGCUUCCUGGUGCUGUAAUGUAGUAAUUACCUGUCGAGUAAUCGUAGACCUCUCAUUUUAAAUUUAAACAAAUUAAGUACGAACUACAGCUCAGUGUUACGUAAAAGCCUGCGUUAAAUAAAUGGUGAUAGCCAACGUAUCAAUGGCGUCACGUGUGAGGCAAGACUUAUGGACGAAAUAUUGUUAUCGAUAAACUAGAAAAUUAGUGUUCGAGUAUGUUGGAAUGAAUGUUACAUGUACAGAGUCCUCGACGGCUUGUUAACUUAAAUUGCUUAGAAAAGUACUGAUUAGAGAAUAACGGAAGACUUCGUUACCUAAAUAUGAACUACUAAAUAUAUGUUUUGCUGGCGAAACUUACAACGGAAUUGUUACUGUAAAGUAAACGAUAUCCACGUGCUAUUUUUUAAACACUUGCCAGACAGUAAGAACAGAUUACAUUCGCUGUUUUGUUCAAAGUGUCUAGAUUCUAAGUUGAAAUAAUCUAAUUUUAUACAAUUCGAUGAAUAUGACUUAAUAUUUUGUCUAAAUUAAAAAGUGAUCACGUUCGAGUAGCUAGUAUCAUGAUUCGAAGUAUACCUGUUGCUCCAUUGAUACUCGAACGAAAUGUUCAUCUUUGCGGUUGAAGAUGUCAUCGCCAACUUCUCAAUCGUUGACGAAGAAGGCCCUACCGCAGUCUCGUCGCAUCCAUCGAAGUCACUCGCGUCGAAACAGGA
This is a messenger RNA of Hylaeus volcanicus, 2211 nucleotides long. RefSeq names its product organic solute transporter subunit alpha-like. The coding region runs from base 233 to 1315 and encodes 360 amino acids. Gene Ontology annotation, molecular function: transporter activity. The record is from RefSeq and is a predicted model, not a curated record. Gene Ontology annotation, biological process: transport. Lineage: Eukaryota; Metazoa; Arthropoda; Insecta; Hymenoptera; Colletidae. The transcript is spliced from 6 exons.